AUGACCCGACUCGAAUGUUUAUGGUCAAGAUUGCUCUCGAUCAAACUACUUCAACCACCACACCCUCAUACAAUUCAUACUCUCACUGGCUCGCUUGGUCGAUCGAUCGGAUCCAGUAGUAGAACUUGGAAGCGCCCUUCCAGUCUUCGGCCCCCACUUUCGUUCUACUCCACAAGCACCACCGCGUCACCCUCCUCUGCCUCUGCCGGCUCACUUGAAGACAUACUCGACCCUAAGCCUUACUCAGAUCUCGUCCCUCAAGCGCAAGCCAGCUUAGUCGGCCCACAGCACUCGGCACAGCUCAUCCAACGGCUUGAUCGACUCCUCGACCUUAGUCAUCAGCAACUCAGCCAAGCACAGCAGCAGGCGUUCGUCGAGCUCCUCAGUGACCAUCGGCUAUGGACUGCCUACCUCCAAGCACUCAUCCAGCAGUCAGGCCAGUCGAUCGGCCAACUGACUCAGACCAUCCAGCUCAAGUCCCAACGACGUCAAUCCAUCCUCGAUCAACUCAAACCCGGCACUCGCCCCUCGUCUGACCAACAGGCUACCACCUCCCCACCCAUUCAGUCCGAUCAUAAUAACCACAGCAAUACAGACACAACAACAAGCAAGACAACCGCCAAAGACGACAAACCACAUUCGAUCACAUCCUUCCUGGCUUCCUACAACCUAAACCCUGCUAGUCUCGUCUCGGCUCUCUUCAACCGUGGUGGUUCCAAGGCUACCAUUCAAAACAUCAAGGACUCCGAACUCCAUGCUGCCAAUCGAGAUGCCAUUGCUGCCACUCAACCUCGUCCCAAAUCAUCAUCACUCGAUUCACAACUGUUCCCCAAUCUCAAAUCCGAUACUCGUUCCAAUUCGGAGAAUGUCGGGAGCAUCAAGGUGGUCGUCGAGGAACUUAGGGGGAACCCUCUCUUACGAGCCCUACGCUUCCUUGCAGUCACAUUGGUCUAUUCAUUCAUCAUGUUGACACUACUCAGUUUGGUGAUGGACUCAUCUGGUUUACUGAAAGCGACCUCCCCUACUGGCGGUCCCACCGAAUUUAAGCCGCAAGGCCAAAAGCCAGUCACAUUUGGUGAUGUGCAUGGUUGUGAUGAAGCUAAGGAAGAACUGAAAGAAGUAGUUGAUUUCUUGAAGGAUCCUCUCAGGUUUGCUAGGUUGGGCGGACGUUUACCAAGAGGUGUCUUGUUGACCGGUCCCCCUGGAACUGGUAAAACGUUACUAGCUCGAGCUGUUGCAGGUGAAGCCGGAGUGCAAUUCUUUAUUGCCUCUGGGUCUGAAUUUGACGAAAUGUAUGUUGGCGUUGGAGCUCGUCGGAUUCGAGAGCUGUUUGCUGCGGCCAGAAAGGCAGCUCCUGCAAUCAUAUUUAUUGAUGAGUUGGACGCGAUCGGUGGUAAACGUUCACCCAAGGAUCAGCAUUACAUGAAACAGACCCUAAAUCAACUUUUGGUAGAGCUCGAUGGCUUUCAGCAAAGCGAGGGUGUCAUUUUGAUGGCUGCCACCAAUUUCCCAGCUUCCCUCGACAAGGCACUCACUCGUCCUGGAAGGUUUGAUCGACACGUUGCAGUACCGUUACCUGAUGCUAGAGGGAGGAUUCAAAUUUUGAAGCAUCACUCUAAGAACGUGACCGUUGAUCCAGCUCUGGACCUUACCGUUGUCGCUAGAUCCACACCCGGUUUUUCUGGUGCAGAUCUGCAAAAUUUGGUCAACCAAGCCGCAGUCAAAGCUUCGCGAGAAGGUGCACAGUCUGUUAGAGCGCUUGACUUUGAUUGGGCUCGUGACCGAAUUAUGAUGGGAGCUGAAAACAAGAGCUAUAUUACUACAGCUGACCAAAAGAAAUUGACGGCCUACCACGAAGCUGGGCAUGCGUUGGUCAGCAUGUAUACUCCUGGUGCCACACCACUGCAUAAGGUUACAUGUCUUCGCAGAGGACAUGCACUUGGGAUCACACAUUUCUUACCGGAAAUCGAUAAGGUAACGGAAAGCUAUAAGGAAUGUUUGGCAAGACUUGAUGUCGGAAUGGGAGGUCGUGCAGCAGAAGAAAUCUUGAUGGGAAAAGAGAAUGUUACGUCAGGAGCUUCGUCGGAUAUCGAUAAUGUGACCCUGGUCGCAACCGCGAUGAUUAGAGAGAUGGGAUUCUCGACUAGGUUAGGACCCCGAGCUUACCGGACAGAUGAUCAGUUAGCCCCCAACACCUUGGCUUCGAUUGAUGGGGAGAUCCAGGAGAUGGUUGAAGCUGCCGCUACAAGAGCUCUCAACCUCUUACAAUCCAAGCGUGAUGAACUGGAUCGAUUGGCUCUAGCGUUGAUCGAAUAUGAAACGCUUUCGGCUGAAGAAGCUUGGAAGGUCGUGAAAGGUCACAAGCUCGAACGAAAUACAGUUUAA
Molecule: messenger RNA, 2385 nt
Organism: Puccinia graminis f. sp. tritici CRL 75-36-700-3
Lineage: Eukaryota; Fungi; Basidiomycota; Pucciniomycetes; Pucciniales; Pucciniaceae
Exons: 14
Coding region: 1-2385 (794 amino acids)
Biological process (GO): mitochondrion organization; protein quality control for misfolded or incompletely synthesized proteins
Cellular component (GO): mitochondrial inner membrane
Molecular function (GO): ATP-dependent peptidase activity; ATP hydrolysis activity; ATP binding
Source: RefSeq, a predicted model, not a curated record